Messenger RNA from Macadamia integrifolia, 1373 nucleotides. RefSeq lists its product as uncharacterized. The coding region runs from base 413 to 1174 and encodes 253 amino acids. The transcript is spliced from 7 exons. Lineage: Eukaryota; Viridiplantae; Streptophyta; Magnoliopsida; Proteales; Proteaceae. The record is from RefSeq and is a predicted model, not a curated record.
AUCCUUGAUGGCAUCUCUCACUCGUCCAAUCCCUAUGCCCUAUCCAACGCUAUCAAGACCUGGAUCUGUGGACUUUCCUCUGGGAAAGAGCAGUGGCCCUCCUCUUGUGCUAUGUCUUCAGCUUUUGAUGGUAAGGAGGAGAUUUUUCUCUGCUAGGGAGAAGGGUGAUGCAUCUUCACCAGACUGGGCUUUGCUAUAUGUUGCAGCUGAAAACGAAGCCUUUAUGGCUUUCGAUCGAGACAUGGAUGCUCUCUCCCUAAUGAAUGAAAGGAGAGAUGCUUUGGUCCCUAUUUAAGAAAAAGGGUGGGAUUCCUUGGAAACUGUUCCAUUGGCUGGGAAGAGCAUAUCUGAGUGGUUGACUGGGUUGGAUGCUAUCGCCAAAGAAGUGGAAGCAGAGUUGGUUUCAAGAGACAUGGGUUGCCAUUUGGUGGAAGUGUUGGAGGCUGUAAAUUUAGUUCUUUUCGAAUCUCGUGGCUUUAAAAGGCUUCCCUUACUUCUAGACUCAAAGUUUUCAUACUUGCACACGGUGCUAAGCUCUGGAGGUGGCAGUGCAAUUUUCCUUGGCAUCGUUUAUAUUGAAGUUUGUCAAAGACUUGGUGUGAACAUUGUCGGUUCACGAGUUGGAGAGGAAUUUUUUAUUUGGCCUCAAACAGGGAACCCUGAGGAGCUCUUCAAGGUCUCAUCAGGGCACAGCUUGUUUGCCAUUGUUAAUGGAAGAUGUGUGGAGGAUCCUAGAUCAAAGGCAUCUGACUUGAAUAGCAGUUCUCUUUUAGGACUAGAUGGUGCAACCAACAAAGACAUCAUUGGGAUUGCUUUGGCUAAUUUAAUGAGGCUUCACUGGAAAUGUUCUUCAAGGAUGAACCAUGGAUUGAUACUGACGUCUCCACUUAGGCCUGUUAAAGGGAAAAAUGAUGGUCCAAAGGUUCCUUUGUUGCGGCCUCAAGAUUUGAGGUUGGCGAUCAUGGCAUCGAAAAGAUUGUUGAUUCUACAGCAUAAUUGGGCCCUAUGGAGAGACCAUGGCAUGCUUUUAUACUAUAAUAGGCAAAUACUUGUUUACACAAGGAAAUAUGGAGCAGCAGUCCAAGAACUUAGCAUCUGCAUGGCCUUUGCACCUGUAGAGGAAGCUGAAGUUCUAGAGCCAUUUGUUGAGAAAUUACAUUUAUUGCGGCUUUGAUUCAUCAUCAUCAUCAUGAUGGAAGGAGGAAGCUACUAUACUGGCUGGAAUGUAGUUCCUUGAUGUACUUUGUACGACAAUCUCACUAGGCUAUGGGAAGGGAGUCCUUCACACAGUCCACCCUCAAAUCCAAGGAUGUUGAUGGAUAUCCUCAGAGACAAUCUCUCCCAGUUGGGAGAGGCAAAAGAGAAUAAGGAGA